This is a messenger RNA of Prosopis cineraria, 926 nucleotides long. Its product is annotated as protein yippee-like At5g53940. The transcript has 5 exons. Gene Ontology annotation, cellular component: ubiquitin ligase complex. NCBI's taxonomy places the organism in Eukaryota, Viridiplantae, Streptophyta, Magnoliopsida, Fabales, Fabaceae. The record is from RefSeq and is a predicted model, not a curated record. The coding region runs from base 293 to 682 and encodes 129 amino acids.
GUGAAUAUGGUCCAACCGUUUAGCUCAUAAAGAAUGGGUAAUUAUAUAAAACAAAAAGAAAAUCCCGGCGCCGGCUGAUCUUAUCAGAGUGCUGCAGAGCAGAGGCGAGUUUGCACUCCCCAGCUUCCACCGUGUUGUUCCGCCGAUUUUCUUCACAGCAUGUCGUGACUCGUUUCUAACUCUUCGUUGGUCCCCUGUUCGUUUUCAUGUGGACUCUGAAAUCUCUCUUUUGUCUUUGAUUUGGGUUAGGUUCGGGUGAGUCUCCGUAAUAAAGAAAAGCAGAACAGGAAAAAUGGGAAGAAUCUUCGUGGUGGAGUUAGAUGGUAGGUCUUACAGAUGCAAGUUCUGCAAAACCCACUUGGCCCUAGCCGAUGAUCUCAUCUCUCGGGCUUUUAAUUGCAGACGGGGAAAAGCGUACCUUUUCAGUAAUGUCGUGAACGUCACAGCUGGAGUACUAGAGGAAAGGAUGAUGCUUUCGGGAUUGCAUACGGUGGCAGAUGUCUUUUGCUGUUGCUGUGGUCAAAUAGUUGGCUGGAAAUAUGAAACUGUGCAUGAGAAGAGCCAAAAGUAUAAAGAGGGGAAGUUUGUUCUUGAGAGAGGAAGGAUUGUUGAUGAAAUUGAUAUCUCUCCUGAAUUCUAUAUUGACACCCAUGCCUGCAUGAGUGAUGCUGAAGAAGCUUAGCAUCUUUUGUUCUGGUCAUCAAACACUGGUUUUGUUACUGUUAUUUGUGAAUAAUUAUAAUGAUUAUAAUAAUAAUGGUGUAGCUUUGAAACUUUUUAGGAUCAACCAUGCUUGAUUUUUACUAUUUUCUUUCAAUAUAGUGGAGCAGAUGAACAGGAGAGAUUUCACCAGUGUGUAAAGCUUUUAGAUGGAAAGGGAUUAAACGCUUAAUGUAGUAGAUGAGCUAAUGAGCCUUAUUGUUGAA